Messenger RNA from Branchiostoma floridae (Florida lancelet), 3089 nucleotides. Its product is annotated as histamine H3 receptor-like. The transcript is spliced from 3 exons. Bases 339 to 1772 code for a protein of 477 amino acids. The record is from RefSeq and is a predicted model, not a curated record. Gene Ontology annotation, molecular function: histamine receptor activity. Gene Ontology annotation, cellular component: membrane. NCBI's taxonomy places the organism in Eukaryota, Metazoa, Chordata, Leptocardii, Amphioxiformes, Branchiostomatidae. Gene Ontology annotation, biological process: adenylate cyclase-activating adrenergic receptor signaling pathway.
CGCAUUGACGUGUCCAGCGAUUGGUGGUCUCAGCCCAGUUUACCGCGCCGAUUUCGCAGAAGCGUAUCCAUUUGUAGCUAAGCUCCUCCGAGACCACCAGUUCUGCUGACCUACCGUACCGCCUGCAAGCCACACUGACAGAUCUACCGAGUGAAGCCGGCUUGAGAAGGAACAGCCACGAGUGGAGCGUCGAAGUUUUUACUUUGGUGUUUCAGGAGGUCCCCUGCCGUACAGAAGCAUCUGGUUCCUCGUUCCAGCUCACGGCGCCAGACAGCCUGCUCCCGACAUACGCAGACAUACCACCUUCCCAAUCGAAAGCUAUCUAGAAGAACAGGACCAUGAACAACACCACGGCACCCAUGGCGGCUUUAGAAGAAAACUACACCACUGAUUUCACAACAGACUUCCUGAACAAUGUCACGACCAGCUGGAUGUCAUCAACGACUAAUAACAUUAGCACAAACGGUACGAACGAAACUAACGUCAACGGAUACACCCCGCCUUUCUCACCACCCGUUACUGCAGUUCUCGCUUUUCUGAUAGGAGUCGUCAUUCUCAUAACCAUUUGUGGGAAUCUCCUCGUCAUCAUCGCGUUCUGGCAAAACAGGAACCUUCGCACGACCAGUAACUACUUUCUGCUUAACCUAGCCUUCGCGGACUUCCUGAUAGGGUCGGUUGCUAUUCCGAUGUACGUGCCGUAUAUUCUGAGCGGCGUCUGGUCUUUCGGGCACGAAGCCUGUAUUGUCUGGCUCGUUAUAGAUUACUGUGUCUGCUCAGCUUCAACCUUAAACAUCAUGGCGAUCAGCCUAGACAGGUAUCACUGCGUCACACAGGCUGUAAAUUACAGCAUGAGGAAGUCCAUCAAGAGAACAAUGUGCCACAUGGGUCUGGUUUGGAUCAUCGCCUUCCUCCUGUACGGGCCUGCUAUCAUUGGUUGGGAACAUUUCAUGGGGGAACGCGUCGUCCCAAACGAUAAAUGCUACGUCGAGUUCCACGCCAACUUUCCCUUCACUUUCACUGCCAGUUUGGUGGAAUUCUUCACACCGUUCAUCAGCGUUUCGUUCUUCUACUGCCGCAUCUACAUGGAGAUUCGCAAGAGGACCCAGGCGAAGAUGGCAAGGCGAGUUGACCUUCACAACAUCGGGCCGAAAAAGACGACCAACGGCAACGCCAGACUGAAAAAGAACCGUCUUUCUCCGACCAACAACGUGAAGGAUUCCGACAAGGAAGAUCAGAAGGUAACGUACGACCAAUUGGCGGUGAUUCCCAUCGAAGCAGACGGCUCAUCGACGCAGUCUGCCGCACCCCAAGGGGUCGGACCGUCGACCUCGUCGGAACCAAUCAUCGUCAACGCCGACCAAAGAAAGAAGAAACCCCAGCUCGACAUGGCUAAAGAGAUGCGAGUGGCAAAGACACUCGCCAUCAUCGUUCUGGUGUUCGGCAUCUGCUGGGCGCCAUACACCAUCCUCACGCUGGUUCGGACUGUGUGCCAGAACUGCAUCAGCGACGUUGUCUACGAAGUCUCCUUCUGGUUCCUGUGGCUGAACUCGACCGUCAACCCGAUCGUUUACGCCGCCUGUCACACGCAGUUUCGCGCGGCGUUUAUAGCGCUCCUGGGAAGAUGGUACCAAUGCAUUGUCUCUGCGUUCCCAGCAGCACACGUACAAGAGUCUACUAACUUAGAACAUCGGAAUAGUCCAGAGGCCACGACGAUGGGGGUGUCGGCGGCGUUGGCAAUGGAGAGCAUGAACAACCGCGUGGUGAAGGUGUGAAGUGAAACUGAAACUUGUGUGUGAAGUAAUACCUUGGAGCAAUAGCGUGGAGACUGUGGAGAGUAUAAAAGACAAGAAAAUAAGAGUCUCGUGAAAUCCCCCAAGCAUACAUAUAUAUUACAUUGUUAAACAGGGAGAAAAAAUCAUAUUACAAAUACUAAAAGGAAACCCAUGGUUGUACGUAGAGAAAAUAUUGCAAUACGUUACAAUACAUUGAUAAGCAUAUUCUGCUCCUUUUGUCUUUUUAUCAUUUGGGCAAAUACUGACAAGUUUUGCUAUAGCAGUUAAUGCUUAAGAUACAUGCAAAUUAUUCUCAAUCAUAAACAUAUGAUUAAAGUUAGAUUGUGUUUAGUUAAACCGUCACGAUGUAGAGUACAAUCACAAUCACAAUAUCUAUAUAUAUUUCCUAACAUGACACAGACGUUACAAGAGAAUGUUGAAAUUGUCAAAACACUACUGAUUAGCAUAUGAAGUAAGUCAAUCUAAUCUGUUGUGUGUUUUUGUCAGAAUUAAGUGACAGAAGCAAUCUUAUAUCUUGACAAUACGUCUAUGACGUAACAUCUAUUGUAUGAAAAUUCAUACUAAAGGUAUUUUAUUCGGGUGCAUUAUGUCACCUGCAUCUAUGUAUCUAAGGUGUUGUCCAGAUGAUGUACCUCAAUUAUUAAGAUAACACAUAUUAUUGACUGUAUGUAGAUGGAGUCAAGUGUGUACAAAAGUUGUGACCGAUGUGUUUGGUCCGUAGCCAUACCUCAGAAAUUCUGUGUAUUUCACUACCCCCAAUACGCCAGUGUUAUGACCUCGUCUAUGUGACUUAAAUGAUGUGUAUAAGGAGGAGUGUGUACGCAUAUUGAUCCGUUGACAACAGACAGCUCAUUUCAAUUGACUAGACGUCUAUACAUGAAUUGGCUGAUAACUUUUUUUUAGUUAGUGUCGAUAGAUUGUCGGCCUUGAAAUUGUGUAUUUCAUAUAAAAAUGUAGAACCGACCAAUUUCAGCUGAGAACAAUACUUUCGUAAUAAAAUGUUAUUCUGACUAUUCCUUUAAAAUGCAAUGGAUGCUCUGUAAAUAUAUUGAUCAACUAAUCUUAGCGUAUACGUAAUGCAACAUUCAAUGCAAAAUUACCUUUAACUUAAUGUUUAAGGUAAGGUUUAAAACCGACCAUUGCCAUAAUUACAAACACACUACAUAGGCAAGUCACAAAUCCUCCUUCACAAACCUAUGGCAGCGCUGGCUUGUAUUUCCGAGGGGAGGGGUGUGUCUCUGAUUCGGGAUUCUCAACAUUGUAGAAAUCUCAAGUAGGCAAUUUUGACAAACGUAA